AUGAGAGCGGUCGGAACAACAGCAGACCCGGCACAGGUACUUCUACAGCUGGAAGAACCUCAGCACCGGCGCCCGGUUUUGGAAACGUCCGGGAUCGGGAACGGGCGGACGACGACUAUUUCGACAACGACUCGCCGUCCCCCGCCAACCGUGGAGGCAACCUCGCGGUUUUCGGACCCGCACGCGCCGGAGGUCCGGGCGGGGGUCGUACUAUGGAGCUUCACCGCGGCCGAGGAAACCAGCUGGAGCAAGAGUUGCUGCAGCAAAACCGGAUAUGCGCGCGUCGGGACCGGUACGGCAGCAUCGUGA
Molecule: messenger RNA, 309 nt
Organism: Amoebophrya sp. A120
Lineage: Eukaryota; Dinophyceae; Syndiniales; Amoebophryaceae
Source: the annotation of a GenBank genome assembly